CGUAUCUAUUCCAAACUGAUGACCUUCCCCGCACGAAUGAAUGCCGAGGAGCGGUCCUGUUGCAGUACUAGAAGAUGUUUGCUGCAAAGAUACGAAGUACAAGCUUUCUGCUUCUGAGACUGGCUGUCACGGUAUGCUGCCCUGCUGGAAGGAUCUAAAGGAAGCGGGGAAUCCAGCGAAGUAGGUGUAUAAAUACCCAAGCGUCGGCCAGGAUGGCUCUCCUGUCCACCACUCACUGUCAAGAACAGCCUUCUACUCUUUAAUACUCACUGCACAAAAUGCAGAAACCUUCUUCGUGGGCAUUAGCACUCACCGGCGUCUUUUAUCUUGCGCUGGUGAGUGCUGCCGAUGUCGAACCCUCCAGCAAUGACUUGACUAUUUUCUUCCAUAACAAUGGCAACUGGUCUUCACAUGGGACGAGGCCAAGUGCACUAUUCAUCAACAACCCUGACAGCUACUCUGUUGCAGCCAGCAUCUGUGAGGCAUACAAUGAGACCCUCUUGGACUGCAAGGACUUCUCGGACUACGCAUAUGAGUUCUCCUACCAGCAGUACUUGGGGAUAAUCAACGAAAACCAAACUUUUUGGUCGUCCUGCUCUUCAUCUGACCCUGUGAACUCCCAGGGCACGGCGUCCACAUCGAGCUCCGCUUCAGCAUUCUUUUGCACAAAUAACGCACCCGUUGUCAGCACCGUGGACACGGAUUACUCCAAGUUUCCUACCGUCAGUAUACAGAGCAAUGGCACUGUGUUUGAAGGCCUUCGGGAUCACAUGGCCUUCCGAUUCAUCGGAAUACCUUUCGCCAAGCCGCCUGUCGACGCUCUACGGUUCCGUUAUGCCGAGGACUGGAACGGAAGUUAUGUCAACGCAACUCGCUAUAGCGCUGGCUGUCUUCAAUACGGCUGGUUUGAUGGCGACUCCUAUGGGUUGAAUCCUUGGGGCAAUAGCGAGGACUGCUUAUACUUAAAUGUAUACAGCUCCUCCCUUCCUUCUGCUAAUUCAUCGGCACCCCUGAAACCGGUCAUGCUCUGGUAUCAUGGCGGCGGCCAGACCACUGGAACCGGUACGGACUCCACCUUUGACGGUGCCAGUCUGGUCAGUCGUUCUGACGUCGUGCUUGUCGUUCCAAACUACCGGCUCAAUAUCUUCGGCUAUCUCUCUACCGGGGAUGAUAUAAUUCCUGGGAACUUCGCCUUGACUGACAAGCUCUCUGCCUUGCAUUGGGUGCAGAAGCACAUUACCGAUUUUGGUGGUGAUCCGAAUAAUGUCACCAUCUUUGGUCAGUCUGCUGGCGGUGGGUCAGUAAUUGACGUACUAACGUCUCCAUAUGGUGACGGCUUGUUUAACGGGGUAAUCCUCCAGUCAGCUGGCCGUGGCCAUGACACGUACCCCGAGAAAGCCGCUGCCACAAACGUGCCUGUGCUCAACCAAUACUGCAACAGCACUGGCUGGGAACGGUUACAGUGCUUGCAGGAACUCCCUGCGGAGACGUUACUCAACCUAACGUACAGUGAGCUUACUUCCUGGGAAAGUAUCGUCGAUGGGAACUACGUGCUCGACAUGCCCUGGGCCCAAGUGGCGAAGGGCCAGCCCCUGAUCAGUCGGAAAAUUAAGUAUCUGAGCGGACACAUGGUCGAAGAAGCGCAGUCCCUGCUUGAAACAGUUCUGAAUCCCAAUGUCACCAGCUUCGAGGAGAACCUGGAGAUUCUGCUGAACGACUCCCAGAUUACUCACGAUCAGGCUCAGGCCAUCGUGACCUCGGGACAGUGGCAGAUCGAUGGCUAUGCCAGCAACUAUACCAGUGACCUUGCCAAAACCUUCUCGGAUGUCUACAACGCAAGUAUCAACGUUGCCACAGACGCGCAGAUCACGUGUCUGGGAUAUGAGCUUCAUCAGAUCGGCGCUGCCGUCAGCGCAUUCGACGUGCAGUGGAUCUACGUCAUGCAUCGGGGAUAUGCACUUUCGUAUUAUGACUACUACAAUCUGUGCACGUUUCCCGUUGGAAAGCCCGAGACUCCUUAUUACCGGUGCCAUUCGAGCGAUCUGUAUGAAGUGUUUGGCACAGCAUAUCUGUUUGACCAGCCCAUCCGGGUGGCCGAAGACGUCUACUACACCAACGCAGUCCAAGACAUGUGGGCAUCGUUUGCUCGCACGGGCAACCCCAACACGAAAACCGAUUAUCUGCAGGCUCGCGGGUAUAACACGACGUUGGACUUCUUUGCCAACUGGUCCUGGCCGGAAUACAACACAUACAGCCCGCAGAUCGCCAACCUUCAGUACCCUCCGCUCGCACCCUCGAUGCUGCCGGAUCUGGCGCAUUGCAAGAUUCUUCUUCCAUACACGACCUUGAUCUAGUAGAUUGGAUGUCGAUUUGAUUGUUAAUCCUGAUGGUAUAAUGAGUGUAUGAGUGUGUUGUCCUCCAUGAGAACAGGUAGGCCUAUAGGCAGACUUUUUUUAUCGCUGAUUUGUUGUCGUAUGAAAUACAAAAGAAAGGGACAAAAGAUAUUAUCUUAUCUAACCUCAAUGUAUCCA
Messenger RNA from Aspergillus heteromorphus CBS 117.55, 2531 nucleotides. Its product is annotated as carboxylesterase. Lineage: Eukaryota; Fungi; Ascomycota; Eurotiomycetes; Eurotiales; Aspergillaceae. The transcript has a single exon. The coding region runs from base 279 to 2354 and encodes 691 amino acids. The record is from RefSeq and is a predicted model, not a curated record.